AUGCGUUUCUUCAUUCCUCUCCUCUUGGUUCCUUUGGCCCUGGCUGCCCCCGAGGCUCGGCCUAACCCCGUCGCCGCACCGGCACCGGCCGCUACCGGUGGUUUACUGGAGGAAUUGCCCGAGAUUCUGAGCGGAGUACAGGGUCUCUUGACGACCGAUAAUAUCAACAAGCUGGACACCAUUCUCGAUGGUGCGGCGAAGCUGCUCAAGUCCGAUAAUAUCGAUAUCCUGCAAGAUAUCUUGAACAACGCCCACACUCUGCUGACCAAGAGCUUUGUCGAUAACACAACUACCCUCAUUGGGGAUGCUACGCCGCUGGUCGAGGAUAUUUCUAAGCUUCUGGGGGGUGUGCUAGGGUCACUGUGA
Penicillium soppii is the source of this 366-nucleotide messenger RNA. RefSeq lists its product as uncharacterized. NCBI's taxonomy places the organism in Eukaryota, Fungi, Ascomycota, Eurotiomycetes, Eurotiales, Aspergillaceae. The transcript has 2 exons. The record is from RefSeq and is a predicted model, not a curated record. Bases 1 to 366 code for a protein of 121 amino acids.